UUCAAGUAACUUGCGCUACCUGCUUGUGAAAGCCAUCCUUUUAAUUUGUUAGCUUUCCAUAUCUUCUUCAAGGAAUUAAAGAUGAAAAUGGAGGUGGAAAUUAUUUCGAAACAGUGCAUCAAACCCUCUUCUCCAACACCUCCGAACCUGAAAACGUAUAAGAUCUCCCUCCUGGACCAGGUCCAUUCAUCCAUCUAUAUUCCUGUGAUCCUCUUUUAUCCCAUGAACGAAAGCACAAGCCAUUCUCUUAACGUUGAUGAUAUUAUCUCUCAAAGAUCCCAGCUGCUCAAGCAAUCCCUAUCUGAAAACCUAACUCGCUUUUACCCUUUAGCUGGCAAAAUCAAAGAUGAACUCACCAUCGAUUGUAAUGACGAGGGAGUUUUUUAUUUAGAAGGUUAUUCAAAGUGUCAUCUUGUUGAUUGCAUCAGAGAGCCUGAUAUUGUAUCAUUGAACCAAUUUUUUCCACAAGAGAAGAAUUUUCAAGAUCCAGUUGAGGGAGAUUAUGUUGCUUUGAUAAAAGUAACGAGCUUUGCAUGCGGCGGUUUUGCCAUUGGUGUUCUUGUCUGCCACAUGGUCGCUGAUGGAACUGCCUUCAGUGCAUUUCUCAAUGGUUGGGCAGCCAUUGCUCGUAAGGCCUCUGAGCUUGUAUACCCUAAUUUUGAUGCCACGUCAAUUUUCCCACAAAACAAUGCGUUCUCUAAAGAGGCAGUCAUGACGACUUUUGCCAAGGCCUACAAAUCAGGCAGGUGUGUCGUAAGGAGAGUUGUGUUUGAUGGCUCAGCCGUUGCAUCACUAAAAGCCAAAGCGACCAGCUCAAGCGUGCCGAACCCAACAAGAGUUGAGGUUGUUUCAGCGCUCCUAUGGAAAUCCAUCAUGACCGCUUUAAAGGCCACUUCCGGCGUUCAAAAGCCAAGCUAUCUUACCCACUCAGUGAAUUUUCGCCGAAGAGCAGAUCCACAAUUCGCAGACUCUUCCAUGGGAAAUUUAUUUUGGGGAGCAGGCGCAUUAUGCAUGGCUGAGGAGACAGAUUUAGCUUGCAUGGUGAGCAAGCUUAGAGAAGCCAUAGUGAAAGUCAACUCUGAUUUUGUAAAAAGCCUACAAGGUGAGGGAGGGUUUUCCAAUCUUUGUGAAGUUAUGAAAGCAACAACAGAAGAACUCUCAGGUAUAGACAGUUCUUUUGGAAUGAACUUCAUUGCGGUUACCAGUUGGUGUAACUUUGGUAUCUAUGACAUCGAUUUCGGGUGGGGAAAGCCAACAUGGAUAAGCGGUAUUGGUUCAAGCGGCGACACGGAGAGUGUGUUCCCAACAGCGUUUAUUCUAAUGGACACAAGAUCUGGCGAUGGAGUUGAAGCAUGGGUUACAUUAAAUAAAGAAGAGAUGAAUGUGUUAGCACAAGACAAGGAACUUUUUGCUUUCGCUUCUUUGGAUCCCAGCCCCUUAAAAUAGAAAAUUAGAGGGUACUUCCCACUUAUAGGAAGUGCGGAAUUUCUGAAACCAAAUUGUCGAAGAUGGUUUCUUGAUCCCCACCCAUUGAAAAAGAGGCACAUAGAGCGAGUCCCAUCCAAUUGUUAUCAUUGCACAAAUUUGGUGGUAUCACUACAAAA
This is a messenger RNA of Corylus avellana, 1604 nucleotides long. NCBI's taxonomy places the organism in Eukaryota, Viridiplantae, Streptophyta, Magnoliopsida, Fagales, Betulaceae. The record is from RefSeq and is a predicted model, not a curated record.